This is a messenger RNA of Diaporthe citri, 711 nucleotides long. RefSeq lists its product as uncharacterized. The transcript is spliced from 3 exons. NCBI's taxonomy places the organism in Eukaryota, Fungi, Ascomycota, Sordariomycetes, Diaporthales, Diaporthaceae. The coding region runs from base 1 to 711 and encodes 236 amino acids. Gene Ontology annotation, molecular function: carbonate dehydratase activity; zinc ion binding. Gene Ontology annotation, biological process: carbon utilization; cellular response to oxidative stress; cellular response to carbon dioxide. Gene Ontology annotation, cellular component: cytoplasm. The record is from RefSeq and is a predicted model, not a curated record.
AUGGCUCACCAACAGGACACCUUCCAAUAUGCCAUGAGCUCGAACGGGGCGUGGGCGGGCUACAAGGCGUACCAGAAUCCGCAGUUCUUCCCGAAGCUGGCGAGCGGCCAAUCGCCCCAGAUCCUCUGGCUCGGUUGCUCCGACUCCCGCUGCCCCGAGACGACGAUCCUCGGCCUCCAGCCGGGUGACGUCUUCGUGCACCGCAACAUCGCCAACAUCAUCUCGGCGACGGAUAUCAACACGUCGGCGGUGAUCGAGUACGCGGUGGCGCACCUCAAAGUCAAGCACGUCGUGCUGUGCGGGCACACAUCGUGCGGCGGCGCGGCGGCGGCGCUGUCCGACUCGAGGGUGGGCGGCGUGCUCGACACGUGGCUCACGCCGCUCAAGGCGGUGCGCUACGCCCACGCCGACGAGCUGGCGGCCAUCCGCGACGACAAGGAGCGCGGGGUCCGCAUCGCGGAGCUCAACGUCGAGGCGGGCGUCAAGGUCCUCAUGGCCAACUUCACCGUCCAGGAGGCGAUCCGCGACCGCGGCCUCGAGGUCCACGGGUGCCUCUUCGACAUCAGCUGCGGCAAGAUCAGGGACCUCGGGUUCGGCAACACCAAGGCAAAGACCAAUGGGCACCGCAGCCCCGGGCCAGAUGAGAUCAUCCGGGGCAACCACGCGACGCUGGUCUUCCGCAGCGGUGGUGCCUCCAUGACGGGUCGAUAG